AUGAAGUUGGAAAUUGAGAUUGGUUGGAUACUUGGAUACUUGGAUAGAUUGGUUGUGGAUUGUAUUCAUGCUCGACAAUGCUGGAGUAUUCUUGGGUGCCAACCGAACUCUGCUCAUUUCUCAUCUGUCCAGGAAUGGUUCAUCUUUCUAUCAUCAUCUUUGCCUAGGGAUCAAUUAUGCACAGUGAUCGUGUGUUGCUGGGAAAUUUGGAGGCAAAGAAACGACAAGAUCUGGAACAACAAGAGGAUUCAAAGUGCAGAGACCAUUGUCUUUAAAGCUUCGAAGUAUCUGCAGGAUUGGAGAGAAGCAGCCUUACCAUCCUUACCAGUUAAUGAGGAGUCGACUACUGUGCAACCUAAAUGGUCAAAACCACAGGAAGGUUUUCACAAACUAAAUGUCGAUGCAGCGAUAGACUCAAUCAACGGCAAGAUGGGCUUUGGGUGCGUCAUCAGAGACGAACACGGCACUUUUGUAGCAGCUAGAGGAAUUCAAUGGGAUGGUGUUUUCUCACCCAGGGAAGCUGAAGCUACUGCGAUCAGGGAAGCACUGAGCUGGAUUAAAGAACUAAACUUGAAUAAAGUCAGCGUUGAGACGGAUUCUCUUCAAGUGGUCAACAGUCUCAAAUCGAGUAUAGGAGAAUCCUCUUUCCAUGUAAUCCUUAGUGAUAUUAAAAACGUAUUGUGCGACUUUUCGCAUGUGUUUUUAUCCUUUGUAAAGCGAUCAACGAACGGUGUAGCUCAUGCUAUAGCUAGAUAUGCCGUUUCUAGUUCUGGUUGCUCCGAGUGGCUUUCUAUUCCGCCACCUUUCCUUUGUAAUGCUUUGUCUACGGACUUGAUGAAUUAA
This is a messenger RNA of Ipomoea nil (Japanese morning glory), 843 nucleotides long. RefSeq lists its product as uncharacterized. Lineage: Eukaryota; Viridiplantae; Streptophyta; Magnoliopsida; Solanales; Convolvulaceae. The transcript is spliced from 2 exons. Bases 1 to 843 code for a protein of 280 amino acids. Gene Ontology annotation, molecular function: nucleic acid binding; RNA-DNA hybrid ribonuclease activity. The record is from RefSeq and is a predicted model, not a curated record.